CUUCGUAUGGAAAUAUAAGAUUUUUGCAUAUCCAUGGACCGAUUUAAAAUGCUGAUGCAACUCUGAUACAUUUAACCACGCGCUUACAAUGACAGAAGUACAAACUUGGACUGUGUAUCCAACAUGGUGUGUUUACCCCAGGGUUCAGUACUUCCGGAAUCGAUUUUUGAGCCUGCAUCCACGAUUCGAAAGAACAGUUGGAUCAGUGCAGUGGAAAGUAAAAUACUACCUCGAAGCAAUUAAAGUUUGGUUUGAAAGUGACCUUGAAAUCAAAGUUAUAACUAAGUCCGACUUCCCAACUGAAAGGUUUAUUGUUGACCGGACUUCACUGCCUGAUAACAAACAGCAGUCACCAGACAGCGAUGACACGAAGACUAAAAAAUCAAGGGUGUAUGUAUGCUAUAUAGAGGGACAAAAUGUACGUGAUCCGUUUUUUAUUCAGAGUUUGAAAGAUGUUGUUGACGUUUUUAACAAGGAACCUCCUUCUACAGAGAGUAUAUUGUACAUCGCCGUGAAAUUUAGCGAAAAACCUUUAGACGACGAAUGCAAGAUACUUCAACGCAAUUUAGAUGAACAGCUUUCAUGGCGUCCACUAAGCUGGGAUAAGUCUUACUCAGUGGUGUUCGUAAACAAUCACACCGACCUUCCUGUGGCGAUCUCCGAUUAUUUCGAGCAGCAAUUGGUCGAAGGGGUCUCGGUGAUAGCUACAUGCCUCGAAAGUUUCAUUCCAAGUGAAGCUUAUCGCAAGAGGGAUACAAAAAAUCUUGAGGUAAAUUUAAAGGCAUUCUCAGAAAAAAGUGAUGCUCCUAAAUCGAUCGCGUUUAUCAUACUUGAUCUGCCGAAGCCCACUGAUACUGAUGAUUGGGAACAUGAACUUGACAGCUUGCAGAGUCUUGCUAGAUUGAUUAAAUGUCAAGUCCUUCUCCCGUUUUAUGAAGAGCUGUUGAUUCAACCUGACGUUUACCACGAUAUUCUCGUUAAGGGUGAGUACGAAAGCAAAGUCGCCGGUCAUUUAUCAUCUUCUACCAAGAAGCUUCUGCUUGAUAAAAAGAAAAUAGCAAUGAAUGCAGAAGUUAGUGUCUUUUUAAACUACAGAUAUUCCGACAUAGUAAAAGCAAUAAUUGAGGACAUUUGUCCACUUGUAAAAGCGAUAGAGGUUGAAUAUGACAAUCGAUCACAAAUCUGCACGAAGAUGUUAUAUGAGAUAAAUAAAUACUUGGGCCAGUCAAAGUUUGGAAGGCAGAUACGUGGGCUGAUUGAGCCACCGUACAUACCGAGGAGCAUCCGCCAAAGAGUUCUAAGUAUAAAAGAGGUAUAUUGCAUUGGAACUAUUUACAAUCAGUUUAAUUUAAUGAUGACGACCGAUUGGGAGAGAUUCGGCACAGCAGCUUACAGCUGUGGCGUCACUAGUGAUCCAUCCCAGACGGUCGCGCCCAUAACGAGCUGUAAAAACCAGUAUAAAACGCAGAGAGAGGUAUGGGCUCUUGGGGACAGUAUUCCUCAGCGGGCAGGAGCAAGAGCCAAAGAACGGGGGAUGGAGAACCUGCGGCUGCCCACAAGCAUCGCAUGGUGGGGAAUUGGCGGCCUGACAUGGUCAUCAUUACGGAGGUCAAUAGAAGCCAACGUGUUACUGUCCACACCGCCAAAGGUGGGGUUCCCUGAGGAUAAUCCGGCUUCCUCCACAGCACAAGACUAA
Molecule: messenger RNA, 1696 nt
Organism: Dreissena polymorpha
Lineage: Eukaryota; Metazoa; Mollusca; Bivalvia; Myida; Dreissenidae
Exons: 8
Coding region: 89-1696 (535 amino acids)
Source: RefSeq, a predicted model, not a curated record